This is a messenger RNA of Monascus purpureus, 3591 nucleotides long. The record is from the annotation of a GenBank genome assembly. Lineage: Eukaryota; Fungi; Ascomycota; Eurotiomycetes; Eurotiales; Aspergillaceae.
AUGCUGCCUGUUUCACGACCUGAAGGUCAUCUGAACCUCAACUACAUUCCAACAACCCAGCCAAUGUCGGGGCGCAGCUCACCCAAUGAUUUGUCCACGUCCACCACUAUCAAAUCUUUCGGUGUAUCAUCUGGGCUGAAUAGUUCUGCGGGGUCAAUCGGAGGUACAAGGCUAGGGGCUGGAUCCCCUUCCCACGAACUCGGGGCUCGUCUGUAUUCUAAGCGAGCACGAGAGAUUCAAGCCCAGGAAGGUGUGGCCCCGAGUAUUUGGGGCCCCCCAACCAGUGGGCAUUCCACCCCCCUGCGUGAGAAUAUUCCGGAGUCUCCGACCCAGGAUGAGUUUCCCGACCUUGUACCGCAUUCGGACUCGUCGUUGCCACGGAGAGCGAGAGCAGGCACGGUCCCCUCUAGGUUUUCGCCCGUCGGUGCGGUCAACGGCCUGAGCAUUCAGCAACCGUUCAUGCCUCAGACCUCUCGACCUACGCCGUCAACAAGCCCCUUUCGCCCUUCCGGCGUCUCCUCGGGAAUUGAUUCAAGCGCCAAGCCUACGACAGCCGUGCCGGGGGGUAUUACUGCCAUCCUUUCUCGUCUUCGGGCUGGUUCAAUGCCGCAGAGGACAAACUUUCUGGGGGCUGCAAACCCGUUUGGGCCUUCCCUUUUUUCGACAAACUGGUCAACGGGGCGUGAACGAGCAACUACUCUCACGAGUAUUAGGUCAUCUGAGGGUCCUAACUCACCUACCCAAUCGUCCUUCUCACGCGAUGGUCUUGCAGAUAAUGAUGUGAAGACAUUGGACUAUUUGGGGCUAGCGGAGACUCCGCAACAGACGCGAGUCACUCUUGCCGGAUCUUCCGUCGAUGCUCUCCUUCAUCAGCAGCAGCAACAGCAACAACAGACGGCUGCGCUGCCACCCCUGUUGGCCGAGUUGGCAAUGAUGAAGAACAACAACAGGAUCAGAUCAUAUUCUGUAAAUGCUAAAGAAAAAUAUGCAGAGGAUGACGAACUUGAGUACGAAAACCGCUACUCUGAACUCCCUUCCGGCACCCUGACGCCUUCGGCGGCAGCAACUGCUGCCCAGCUCGCUGCGACGCAGGCCCAGAUACAUCAGCAUAACCUUGCCGUUCAAGCCUUUGCUAACCACGCCUCCUCCAGUCGUCCGCGAGCCAGGACGGCUGGAAUUCUGGAGGCUCCUCCCCAGCGGUCUUCGAUCCGUAAUUAUCUCGCAACCCCGUCGCGGCUCGAUAGCAGCAUUACGGCGGCCGAUCUGCAUAUCCCCGAAAAUGGAGAAUAUGAAGAGUUGUCAGAGGCGGUGCAUAUGAUGCAUCUUGCUGGUGGUGGCGGCGCCAGUCUUGGAAUUCGAUCGACUGCUGAGAUGGGAGAUGAGAAUACCCUGGAUGGCCCUACAAGAGCACUGUGGAUAGGUAGCAUCCCCGUAUCUACCACUGUCACUUCUUUGGAAGCGAUUUUUGGUAUAUACGGCAAGAUCGAAUCGACUCGAGUUCUCACCCACAAGAACUGCGGGUUUGUCAACUUCGAACACAUUGAAAGCGCUAUCCAGGCCAAAUCCGUGCUCAAUGGCAAGGAGAUCUUCCCGGGUGCAGGGCCUGUCCGUAUCGGUUAUGCGAAGGUUCCUGGGACUUCCGCGUCCGGUACCCCUGGACCAAAUGGCAGCCACUCUUCCCCGACCCCGGAUCCAAAUUUCAAAUCGGACAAUGCUACGGGCGAAGGUAUCGAUAAAUUUGAUGGUACUGGACCAAACGUUCCGCAAGUACCAACCCUCAUUGAAUUGCAGCCAGAGAUGGUACAAAUUGUCAAAGAAUUCGGCGCAACCGAAGAGAAUUCCCUCCAUAUUACAUCUAGCAUUCAGAGGGCCAUUGCAUACCAGAGUUUUGAGGAUGAAAUCCCGCCGAUUCCUGAGCCCAGCCAGGCCAGGAUUUUUGAUGCACCGCGCCUCCGUGAUAUUAGAAAGAGGAUAGAUAAUGGAGCGUGCUCGAUUCAAGAAAUUGAGGAUACGGCGACUGAAAUGCUUCCUGAAAUCGCGGAACUUUCAUCGGACUACCUCGGCAACACAGUUGUUCAGAAGUUGUUCGAAUAUUGUUCUGAACAGACCAAGGAAAGUAUGCUUGUCCAGAUUGCUCCCCAUUUGGCGGAAAUCGGCGUCCAUAAAAACGGAACCUGGGCAGCGCAGAAGAUUAUCGAUGUUGCCAAGACCCCAUCCCAAAUGAAGAUGAUCGUGGAUGCUCUUCGGCCGUUCACUGUGCCCCUCUUCCUGGAUCAAUAUGGGAACUAUGUUCUUCAGUGCUGUCUACGAUUUGGAAGUCCCUAUAAUGAUUUUAUCUUUGAGACUAUGUUGAGCCGGAUGUGGGCGAUUUCCCAAGGCAGAUUCGGUGCUCGUGCCAUGCGGGCUUGUCUAGAAAGCCACCAUGCCUCCAAAGAUCAGCAGCGGAUGCUUGCGGCCGCCAUCGCUCUUCACAGUGUUCAGCUGGCCACAAACGCGAAUGGAGCCCUUCUACUGACUUGGUUCCUUGACACUUGCACGUUUCCGCGCCGUCGAACCAUGCUCGCUCCAAGACUCGUGCCUCACCUUGUGCACCUCUGUACUCACAAGGUUGCCUACCUGACCGUUCUCAAAGUUAUCAAUCAACGUAACGAGCCUGAAGCCCGUGAAAUUGUGCUGAAGGCUCUGUUUUUCAGCCCUGGAGACGAGACCCUGGAGAGGAUCUUGAGUGACCAGUCCUCUGGGGCAACGCUGAUUUUCAAAGUCCUGACGACUCCUUUCUUCGAUGAGUCUAUGCGUGUAGAGGUCGUGAAAAACGUGUCCAAAGUUCUUACAAGGCUAAAGGCUACUCCAAACCAAGGAUAUAAACGCCUAAUGGAUGAGGUUGGGCUCUCAUCGCGCGGGAAUACUCGAGACCAUCACCACCAUGGACGGGAGCAUGCUGGAGGACAUUCUUCCAACGCGGACAAACAACAGCACCGUUCGGCGCCUCGUCAGGCAAAUACUAAUUACCACUCCCAGUCUGGUAUAGAGAGACAAUACAGCGCGCCGUUUGCUCAAACCUUGGACGGCCCGCGGCCAGUUUCCUCUGAGCAGCAGGCAGGCAUUCCGCCAUUUGACCCUUAUGGGAUCCAUGGUAUGAACGGAAUUGGUGCAAUUGGAGGCGUUACUACUUUAAAUGGAGGAAUCGGCGGGGUCAACGGCGCAGGCUUUACCCAAGACCCCAUGAUGCCAGUGACUCAGCAGCAGCUCCAGUACCAGACUUACCUAGCGGCGCAGUCGCGAGGUGUUUCUCCUGCCGGGGUUUACCCACCUAUGGCUGGCACCAACUUUGGAUAUACAACUGGAACGCCUUCCAUGGAUAGUCUGCGAACCAUGCAAGCGAACUCCUCGCCUUUAACUGCUGCACCACCUCAGAUAAACACCGGUCCUAUCCUCGGCCAGCCAGCUUUUGCCGGCCAGUCGUUCAGUCCGGUGGUGAGUACUCCACAGAUGUAUCAAUACGGCCCGCAGUUCUACUCCCAGGCGCAGGCUCCGCAAGGGCAAUCCGCCGGAGGGCGGCGUGGGCGAAUGGGUCAUUCCCAGCGCGUGUGA